AAUAUGAUACAUAGUUUGGGUUAUUUAUGAAAUUAAUCUCAUUCUGAUAUUUCCACGCUCUGGUACGUGAUUAGAGUAAAAUACAAGUCCAAGGAAGGUCUCUUCUCUGUUCUCUGUCUGCAACUUCCGUCCAAACCAGUUUCUUUCUCUCUCUAAAAGACUGCUGUAUCUACAGAAAUCAUGGCCUCCAACAGGAGUCAAGGUGGAAUUCAACAGCUGCUGGCUGCAGAACAAGAAGCCCAACACAUUGUGAAUGCUGCCAGAAGUGCGAAAAUGGCUAGGCUGAAACAAGCCAAAGAAGAGGCUGAAAAGGAGAUUGCUGAAUAUCGUGCACAUGUGGAACUUGAGUUCCAGAAGAAAGUUGCAGCUAGCAGUGGAGAUUCAGGUGCGAAUGUCAAGCGUCUUGAACAUGAAACUGAUGCUAAGAUUCAUCACCUGAAAACGGAGGCAUCAAGAAUAUCUCAGGAUGUUGUCGAAAUGCUUCUGAAGCAUGUCACAACUGUGAGAAACUAAGCCCGGUUAUGGCGGACCUGAAUUAUUACUUAGCCCGGUUAUGCUCAUAUAUCUUUAUAUGUCUUUGCGUUUUUUUUGAAGUUUGACUUCUGAAGCAUAUAACAACUGUGAGAAACUAAGCCCGGUUAUGCUCAUAUAUCUUUUCUUUGUCUUAGCAUUUGUUUGAAGUUUGACUUCUGAAGCAUGUCACGACUGUGAGAAACUAAGCCCGGUUAUGCUCAUAUAUCUUUAUAUGUCUGCAUUUUUUUGAA
Molecule: messenger RNA, 764 nt
Organism: Morus notabilis
Lineage: Eukaryota; Viridiplantae; Streptophyta; Magnoliopsida; Rosales; Moraceae
Product: V-type proton ATPase subunit G1
Exons: 4
Coding region: 181-513 (110 amino acids)
Biological process (GO): proton transmembrane transport
Cellular component (GO): vacuolar proton-transporting V-type ATPase complex
Molecular function (GO): proton-transporting ATPase activity, rotational mechanism
Source: RefSeq, a predicted model, not a curated record